Molecule: messenger RNA, 4605 nt
Organism: Schistosoma margrebowiei
Lineage: Eukaryota; Metazoa; Platyhelminthes; Trematoda; Strigeidida; Schistosomatidae
Source: the annotation of a GenBank genome assembly
GUUCAGGACGAGCGGAUUUUGUUCUCAAGGUCAUGAUUCGUCUCCUAACUAGGUUUUUUGUUCAGCUAACUCGUGGAUUGUAAAACAGCUAUAUAAUAUUUUGGGCUAAAAACGAAUGACCAACAAUAUCAACUUUGUGUCAGAUAUCCAUUGUGGCCAUUCAGAAGCAAAGUUAACUAGAUCAAAUUCUGACGCACCUUUCAAAUCGAUACGCAGAGUUCGUUUUCCUGAAGAUGACAAACUCAUAUCAGAUUAUUUAGAACCAUUCCGAUUAAUUCCAGAUAAUUGUUCAAGUGAAGAACUUCAGGCGGCGUACUUUUCUUCUUGUUUUGAGCAUAGAAUAACUCCCAUUAAUUUUUUGUUAGAACAAAUAAAGGGAAUCGAUUUAUCGAUUUGUAAUGAACGUUACAGUCGUCUAAGCCUAAGAGGUAUUCGAUUGAAUCGAUUUCAUAUUGAAUCAAUGGAGGCAAUAUUUCAGCGUGCACAUUUUAGAGUAAUUGAUCUAGAAAAUACAUUUUUAGACGAACAGUCUGCUUCGUCACUGUUUGAUAUGUUACUGCAUUAUGAAAGUUGUACAGAUCUAAGUAUAAGUUUAAAUUUAAACAAAACUCUUCCUAGUCAAGCUUGGAGUCGUUGUGUUAAUUUCAUUCGAAAGUCAUCUGCUCUACGUCGAUUCACAUUGAGUCAUACUCCAUUACGCUUAGAAAAUUUUCAUGGUCUAAGUUUCUAUGGUCUAUGCUUGGAACGUUUACAUUUUAUUGAUUGUAAUUUAACCGGUCAAGCAUUAUAUGGACUUAUGCAAUGGUUGUACAUCCUUUUGAGUUCAACAAGUUUAUAUCCACCAACUCGAGACAGAUCAUGUAAUUCAAGUAGAGGACAUAAAUUUCGUGGUUGGAGACAUCGUAGACACUCUUAUACUACUUCAGCAUUAAAUUUAUCAAAUACAAGUACUACCAACACUAUUAAUACUAACACUACCACUAUUAAUGAUACUAAACCUUCUAUUUGGGAAUUAAAAUUAGGUUUAAUGAAUAAUAAAUUGACUUCUUCAGAUGUUGAAGCAAUACUACCACUAAUUCGUCAUCAGCUAUUUAUUCCAAGAAGUUCGGGACCUGAAACUGUUAAAUUUGAAGGUCAUAAUAAUAAUAAUAAUGAAAUUAGUUCAUCAGAUGCCCUUGUAAACAAUAGUUCACAUACGAAAUGUACACAACUGAAAAAAUCCAACUCAUUGUCGUCAUCAUCGUGUGAUUUUCUUCCAGUUGGAGGGAUUGGUUAUUUAUUGGAGUUGAAUUUGUCCCAUAAUAAUAUUGGUGAUGAUGGUUUAGGUAUAUUGUGUACUGGACUGCUUCAAUCUUAUCGAAAUCGUUUACGUGAACGUUUCUCUACGUUGAAUGAUCAAGAAAUUCUUAAACUAACCACUAUGUCAUCAUCACUAUCAACAGAAAAAAAUUCCGAUUCAUAUUCUAAUCGCUGUUGUACACAAUCAAUACCAAUGAAAAUUUGCAGCUUAGAACGUCUUUAUCUUGUAGAUAAUAAUUUAAGCAUAGAUGGUAUGCAAUCAUUAGCUAUUGUAUUAAUGCAAACACCAAAAUCACUAAUCUCUUUUGUUGGCGGUUUAAUUAGUUUAGAUUUAAGUAACAAUGUAAAUAUUGGCGAUAAAGGUGUUGAAAUAUUGUGUGAAGGUUUAAUUAGAAACUAUAGUUUAAAAGAAUUAUAUCUUCGUUCCAUUAAUAUGUCUUUUUCAGGAAUUUUCGCUUUAUCCAGUUUUCUCAGUGAAUCAAAGUGUCUAAAGUAUUUGGAUAUACGCAACAAUAAUUUAGAUAUAGCCUCUAUAAUGGCUUUAUCAAAAACUUUAUUCAUUAAUAAAACAUUAACAAGUCUGGUUUCAGACGCACAUCGUUGGGCGAAUUCUCAGCUGGAUCUAUCUGAUAAAGAUAAAGAUUUAAUUAAAUCUCUCAUUGAAAGCAUCGAUUCAAAUCUUAGAAGAAAUCGUUUAGAAACAGAACUAGUUGAUAAUAAUAAUAAUAAUAACGUCUCGAAUAUUAAUUGUGAUACAAUCACACCAACUGAUGUCAAUGACGAGAAUUCGUUGGGACAAUCUGAAUUAAUGAAUAAUAGCUCAGUGAUUCAGUGUAAUGAUACUUCACUAACUAAUUGUAAUAUAAUGAAUGGUGAGAUGUCAUUGGACACAACAAAUUGUACAUCGGAUACAUCAGUGACACGAAGUUAUGAAUGUGAUAAUAAUAACAUUAAUAAUGAAUGUGGUCCUGAUAAUAAUAAUAAUGCUGAUCUCCAGUCAGAUAAUUCGUUAAAUACAACGAUCAAACAACUUGAUAGUGAUAGUAAUGUCGAGGUUUCGGAUAAUUUAAACUGCGCAGUAAUCUCUACCAAUCCUAUUGAUGAGAUAUUCACUGAAUGUAUAUUGGAUAAUCAAACAAUUAAUAAAGAUGGUAAAUUUAUCAAUAAUAAUAAUAUUAAUAAUAAUGAGAAUUUUGCAAUAAUGGGAAAACGAAGUAAGGAAGAAAAGAAAACAACAGGAGUGGUAGAACAACAACGACCACCUUUACUUCAACAUUUAUCCGAUUCAUUUAUGACUAUCGAAAAUCUCUCUUCUUCAUCUAACUUAUUCCAAAAUGUAAAUGUACCAUCUUUCAAGGAUGAUAAGUCAUUGAAUUGUAAUACCGAAUCAGAUCCAAUUCAGUCGUCUGUAAAUGUAUUUAACGAAUCAAAUUCACUGAAUACAAUAAGUCAAAAUAAUCAUAAUCAUAUAUAUAAUGACGUAAUCAGUAAAUAAAUAUUAUAAAACAGAGAUCGAAAAAAUCCAAAUGAAUUCCUCACCGUAAUAACGAUAUGCCUUCAUCAGUAAAUCUGUCAAAAACCAAUAUUAAUGGUGUUUGACAUAACAGUAAUAAAAGUAAUAAUAGUGCUAUGAUUUUGUUGUUCAAUAUUUUUCCCCUUAAUAUUAACUUAAAAAAAACAACAAAAUUAAUAACUGUGCUUUUCUUUUUCUGCUGUUCAGAAUCUGUUCAAUUCUGGAAUUCUAUGACUCCUAUGUCUGAUUCGACGUACAAUAUCCACGAUCCGAAUCCGUACCUAAUAAUCUAUGAAUCUUAAUAAUGACUUCUAUUUUUUUUCAAAAAUAUUAUUUUUCAUGGUCUGUUUUUUAUUUGUUUUUAUUUUAAUUAUUAGAACAUAAAAACUUUCUUUAAUAAAUACUUGCCUAGUAAUUUUACAAUUAAGUCGUUUUCUCUCAUAUCUAUUUCAAUGGAAUUUCACAAAAUCAAUUCUAAGGUUUAUGAUUGUUCAUUGUGAAAUUUUCUUUUCUUUUUUUGUGUUGUAAAUUGUAUUUCCAGUUACUGUUAUUUUAAUUAUGUUGCUUUAUUACUCAAACGUAUACGGAUGUAUACAUUCUCAACUAUUGAUCAUAUUGAUAAUUGCAAUACUUUACUGACAUCUUUCUCAUGUAUCAUAUUGACAAUAAUGAAUAAUAUUGUAGGUAUCGAUGCCAAGGUUAAUCUUGAUAGUUUCAGAUAAAUUGACCUUUGGGUACAAGGUUAAUAAUAAAUAUAUUUUUUUGUUAUAUCCCAAUGAGUAGAAAAUUUUAUCCCUGACGUUUCGUGACCUAUUGUAAACCACUUCUUCAGAGUAAAUAAAUAAUCGAAUUUAAUUUAUAUAUGUUUAAAUAGUACUAAGGAAACAUUAAAGAAGUUGAUUACAUUAAGCCACAAAACGUGAAAAAUACCAUUUGUUUUACUCAUUGGGAUAUAACAAAAAAGGAUAUUUAUUAUUAGUGAAUAAUAUUGUUAUCAUCAAACACUUUUUGUGUAUGUUGGCAUCAGUUUAAAUGAAUUUUAUUUACCAUUAAAAUUGUACAAUACAUAGUCAUCUAUACACUCAUCAUUUAUUCUUUUAACUCAUAUACAUUGGUUUAUUCAUUUCUAUUAUUUUAUUGUAUUCUACUGUAAUUUGUUUUCAUUACCAGUAUCGUUCGUUACCUUUGAUAAUUUUAAAUAAAUAUCAGCUUAUAUCUUUUUGUACACAUUUAUGUUUAUUUUCAUUUUAAUCUAAUAUUCUUUUUUUUAAUUUCUCAUGUUUGUUUUUGUUUUUGUUUUUUUUUCAUUGUGAAGUUACAACCAAUUCAACAAAAGGGUUUUAAGUUUUUCUUUUCAGUUCUGUCAUGUUUUGUAUAUUUUUUUCUUCUGAAGAAUCCUAAUAUUAUUAUAAUUGUCAGUAAAAUAAUUAAUAUAUUUGUAAUUAUUGAAUUAUUAAACUACUGUAAUCUUUUGUUUAUUUUGUUAAUUAAAUAUAUCAUAAUGUUUGUUUGUAUGUAUAUGUGUGAAUGGAUGGAUGGAUGUUUGUUUGGUUAUCUUUAGAAAUUUAUUAACUAAUUCAUUCUAUUUUCUAAUUGCAAUACAUAUCAAAAUAAUUCUAUAUUUUCUAUGACAUUUUUUCUCUCUCUCUCUACAGUGACACCUUUAAACUCAUGAUACUUUUGUGAAAUCGUCAAUUCACCGAUUAUUCUGAUUAUACUUAAUUUCUUUUUGUGAUAGGUCAUUAUCAUGCAUUAAUGAAAUAUAUUAAUAAAAAAGUAUAUUAUAUUCAGUC